Messenger RNA from Protopolystoma xenopodis, 626 nucleotides. The record is from the annotation of a GenBank genome assembly. NCBI's taxonomy places the organism in Eukaryota, Metazoa, Platyhelminthes, Monogenea, Polystomatidea, Polystomatidae.
UUGGCAUCAGCUCUUCAUCUGACCGAUUGACCAGCAUUGACUGCAUCUCUGUCUUCAUGGCUCCAAGAGCUGACCUCUUUCCGCGUCUUCUUGCACCUUCCGAGCGUUGGUUAUCAAUUAGCCGUUUUGGCGAAUUUCACCCUAGUAGAUUGCCGGUAUUGUCUUCCUCAGCCCGACGUCAUCUCCGACUCAGACUUGCUGCUGAUCUUUGCCUCGAUGCUCCAGCCAACUUUGAAUUGCCUAAAUCCAGUAAAAUGUUUAAAACUCUUAGAGUGUGUCAAGAUUGGGAUAAUCGAAAAGUUGAAAAAGAGGAGUUGCAACGUGAUAAUAUUGUCGAGGAUACAGAGGAGGAAGAUGAAAGAAAUGAAGAGGUUUCCUCUUUUGAUUAUAAAAUUCCUAGCUGCACUGACAUGGAGUGCUGCGGAAACUUUGGGGAAGAAACCCUACAUAAUAUACCUCUUGAUUCUUCAUCCGUAGAUGAAGUACAAAAAAAACGGCUAUACAAGGCGGGAAUAUCUCAAAGGCAAACAUCUUUUGAACCAUUAGGUCGAUUCCAAGUUGGGCCUCGUUGGCUCAGUAAGUUUAAUAAACUGACUAAUUUUAGAAGUGGUUUGACCUCGUCGUAA